AUAUGUUUUAUAUAAAUUACAGGACUUGGUAAUACAUUGUAGUUCUUUAAAUAUCAUACGAGGGAUGUAAGAAAAUGACAGACACACCGAAUAUAAUGAUAAUAAAUACUGUACAUGGUUGACUUCAGAUUCAAUACCACCCUGGACUAGAAAAUUAAACUCAUUACAGGUAAUACAGUAAGGCCAGGUAAUGUGGCCAGGUGUGUACUUUGGAUCGCUUCACUCUGAGUCCUGUCUAGUAGAGCCAGAGUGAUGCUGCUUCGAUACCUGUUCUGAAAGAGACUAGAGGUCUGGCAGGGUGAGGAGGAACAGUCACGGGGGAGCAGUCGUGUGAGAUUCUGCAUUCACUUCACUUGUGUUGAUCGUGGUGGCUUAUCGUAAGUGGUAGCGCGUUUGACUACAGCACACAAGAAAUCAUAAUUUCGAAUCCUGGUCGAGACCGAGUAUGGAACGAGUGGGUACUGGUUUGCAAUGACUGGGAAGGCUAUAGACGAGGAAAGGAACUGGCUACCUUAAUCCAUGUGCCAAGACCUGCAUUGGACGGCGUUAUCUGGCCAUCACCUGUGCUUCUCAAUCUCAAGAGAUGUUUGGAAUCAACACGUUACGUUUUGCUGCGGUAAUCAGGACAAAUAACUUCAGAUUAAGAGGAACCAUAAACACAGUGGAAGCGAGUGUUGGACCUUCCAGGACCUUCCGACCAAGUGACUGUGUUCUCUCUUCCUCUCUCUCUCUCUGUUCAGGUGUUGGUGUUCUCUCUCUUCAGGUGUGCAGAGGUGGUUACCUGGAAGACAAAAUGAACCCGCCAAGCUGCCAAAUAACAAGAAAUUCAGCCUGUGUCGCGCGCUUCUGGUCAGCUGAGUGAAGGGAAGUGAAGGGAUGCUGGCCUGUCACUGAUCUGCCAAAUGACCCUCUAGCACUCAACCCAGGAUUAAAAUCACUGUCCCCUUAACGCAGUGAUGUCCAGAUCAGAGAGGUCAACAGCGUCCCUGAGAUAGCGCACACAUACACACACAUACACACACACACACACACACACAACCAUGGGGGACCUGGAGCAGUUUGAGGAGCUGUUGCUGCGCAGUGCUCGGAAUGGUGAUGUGAAGACAGUGGAGGACAUACUCAAGGCCAGGAAGGAUGGCAAAAUUGAUCUGGAAAUUAACUGUAAAGGCAAAACAAAGAGUAACCAGGGGUGGACGCCGCUACACCUGGCCAGCUACUUUGGGCACAGGGAUGUGGCCGAGGUAUUGCUUCAGAAUGGGGCGUCACUGGACGAGCUCAACGAUGCUGGUGACACUCCUCUACACAAGGCUGCGCUCACCAACAGAGAGGAUGUUGUGUUGCUGCUGCUGGAACACGGCGCCAGUGUAUCCACCAUCAAUGGGGAGGGUCUGCGGCCUGGGAACCUGCCUAGGGACUCUCAGGUGAUAAAUCUGAUCGAGGCAGCUGAGAAGACAGAACAGAGAAGACAGGAAGAGAAGCUGCUACACUAUGCAAGGGAGGGGAGGGCAGAGGAAGUGACAAAGCUGCUCCGAGAACCCGGUGCUCCAAACGUGAACUGUGUGGACGCUCUGGGCAACACAAGCCUGCACUGUGCUGCAUACCGGGGACACAUUGACGUGGCUGUGGUGCUUCUGCAGAAUGGCUGUGACCCCUCCAUCAGGAACCACAGCAACCAGACAGCAUUCGACCUGGGCCAGACACAGCAGAUGCAGCAGGUCCUCAAGGUACAGCCAGUGCGCAGCUUCCACCACAGUGUUACCAGAUUCGAGGGGCCGCUGCUGAGACAGAUGCGCAUUCUGGGAUGGAGGAUGGUCUGGGGUGUGCUGGACCGUGGCGUGCUGACCUUCUUCAACUCCCGUGCGGACGCCAGCUCAGGUGUGCGGCGGAGGGACUACAAGUACCUGGACAACUGCAAGGUGGUGCCCAUGAUAGGUGGCGAUGGUGCAAUGUUCAUAAUACAGUACAAUGAUGGUACUUGCCACCGCCUCGCUGCCACACCAGAUCCUCUCCAUCCUGCAUCCAUUAACAGACAGAAAUGGGUGACAAUGCUGAACAACCACAUCCGCUUCUCCACCCACUACGUGCAGCACGGCCUCUGCAUUGAUGACGAUGAUGAGGAUGGGCUGGAGCGCACCGUUAAACCUCUCGGCUGCAUGUCUGAUGCACUGCAGACAGCCACAGCCCACCAGCAGUUGAUGGAGCAGCAGGUGGAGGAGCUGAUGGCCACCUUAGCCUCUCUGGAGCUGGACCACUCCCAGCAGGGCGAGGUGCAUGACAUCAUCAAAAGGUUCUCCCUGCUGGCAGGAACAGCUCGGAACAUGACCACCAGCCUGACUCACUGCUUCUCCCUCAUGAAACAGCAGGAGGAGGUGAGAGAUUUGCAGCUACGGGAAGAGAGGGAGAAGGUUCGUGUGCUUGAAGAGUCCCUCAGAGUGUUGGCCACAGAGCACCAUGACCUGGAAGAGUCCAUAGCCUCCCACGUGUCCUCCAAUGGCUCCUCCAUCUAUAACACUCCUGCCAACUCCUAUGUGUCACUGCCUCGCCCCCGGAGGUUUUUUGAUGCCGUCAGUGAUGAUGAGUUCUUCGACGCUUUCUCCCAAGAUGAUGGGAGUGGAGGGACCUUAGUCAGUCUUCCAUCACCUUGUGGCAGUGAAUGCUCCACAAACACACUCGUAUCCUGCAUGUCUUCCCUUCCUACAGACCCUCAGUCCCCUCAGUCUCCCACACCCCACAUUCCUGGCAUCCCCUGUGGGCCCAGCACCAUCCCAGCCUCCAGCAUGAACCAGGGGGAGGGGGACACAUAUACCAUCCCUCCUCUACCAUCUGAAACUGGGUGGGACUCGAAUAACAUAGAAGCCGAUGGAGAUGUGAGAGUCUCGGCACAGAACUCUGGGACUGGAAUUGGUAACAGUGUCUCUGGCGGUGUGGCAAGUAAGACGUCAGUCAGCUCAGGCGUGUUAGGGAGUGUGGAGAGCUAUACUAAGUUGUCAGGGUCCAGCCAUACCCAGAGUUCAAAUUCACACACCACGUCGUCCCUUGCUGUGACGCCACUGGUCAGGACGUCCGACCUGAGCGACCACAGCGAUGGCAGCGAUGAGACAGUGACCAGUGAGUCCCACCGGUGCUCACACACUGAAGAGAAGUCGUCCUUCAGUCUGGUGUCAUUGGGCGGCACGCGGUACAGUUCUCCUUACUUGGGUCCCCGCAGGUGCUGGCGUUCUUGGGGGAGAACCAGCCUACCCGCAGAGCAGUUUCAGCGCAACGACUUCUCGCUGUGGUCUGUGCUGAAGCAAUGCAUAGGCAAGGAGCUCUCCAAGAUCACUAUGCCCGUGGUCUUCAACGAGCCGCUUUCCUUCCUCCAGCGCAUGGCGGAGUAUAUGGAGUAUGCCUGGCUGCUGGACAAAGCCGACGCCCAGCAGGAUCCCGUGGUCAGGAUGCAGUACGUGACGGCCUUCGCGGUGAGUGGUCUGGCGUCGAACUGGGAGCGUGUUGGCAAGCCCUUCAACCCUCUGCUGGGCGAGACUUACGAGCUACAACGAGACAACUAUAGAAUAGUGUGUGAGCAGGUCUCCCACCACCCGCCAGUGUCCGCCUUCUAUGCAGACUCCGAGCACUGGAACUUCCAUGGCUCCAUCCACCCCAAGCUGAAGUUCUGGGGCAAGAGUGUGGAGAUUCAGCCCAAGGGAUGCCUCACUGUGGAGUUCCCCAAUCAUGGGGAGGCCUACACUUGGAGCAACGUCAACUGCUGUGUGCAUAACAUCAUCGUGGGCAAGCUGUGGAUUGAGCAGUACGGGUCCAUGGAAAUCACUAACCAUGCUACUGGUCACCGGUGUGUGCUGACCUUCAAGACAGCUGGUUGGUUCUCCAAGGACCUGCAUCGCAUCGAAGGCUUCAUAUUCGACAAGAAGAAAAAGAAGCAAUCUUUCUUGUAUGGCAAGUGGACAGAGUUUCUCCGAGCCACCGACAUCUCGUCUUACGAAGAUUAUGUCAAAACCAAUGCUCAUAAGUUCAGCAGCAGGAAGAGUGAUAAAAAGUCAGAGGAGGCUCCAGCAUCCACCAGCCCAGCCCAUGCCCCCCACAAGGUGCUGAGGAAGCUUAACACCAUCACUUCAAGCUUCAGGAUGACCACGGAGGCUGAGGCAGUGGUGGGACCUGAUGGGGAGGAUGGAGAGAUGCACUCUUCAGAUGAACCAGAGGAGGGGGAAGGCAGCUACCCUCGCACUGACUCCACCUACAGCAUCGACAUCCCCAACUCCUCAACACUGUGGGAGGUUGACCCGAGACCCAACAACUCAUCACAGUACUACCACUUCACACUGUUUGCCAUGUCCCUGAAUGAGACGAGUGAAGACCUGCGCCGCGUCCUGGCCCCCACUGACUGCAGGAUACGGCCAGACAUCCGCCACCUAGAGAACGGCGACAUAGACAGUGCAGCCAGUGAGAAGAACAGGCUGGAGGAGAAGCAGCGAGAUGCACGCAAGAGCCGGAAAAAGACCAAAGCUGAUUGGAAGUCCAGGUGGUUUGAGCAGGGGACAAACCCAUUCACCCGGCAGGAGGACUGGCUGUACAGCGGAGGGUACUGGGACCGGAACUUUGAGGAGAUCGAUAUAUUUUGAUGGCAAGGCAGGGUACAACUCACGCUGCCCCUGACCACCCUUGGGUUUGCUGGAGGCUCUGUUAGGACCUCAGGAACAUGAAGGAGGUAGCUGGUAAGUUGUGACAUGAUGGUCUGGUUGUUACUGCCAGAGGAAGGGCAGGAUUGCUUUGACUGUCAGAUCUUUGUCAUGUCAAGUUGUAAAUGUGCAGGAACUAUUUGUUUUGAGAGACAGGAAGUGCUUUGGGUGUCAGGUUGUUGUCUGUAUCAGGAGUUACAUAUGUACAUGCAGUUUUGAGGCAGAGGAGGUGAGUGUGUGUGUUGAGGUGUGGGCAUGAAGUGAAGUGAAGUGAAGUGAAGAGUGUGCAGUGUUUGUGGUGGCUGUGCUAGUCAGGGAGAUGAGGUGAGGUGACCGGUGUUUGUGCUAGUCAAAGAUGAAGAGAUGAGUGUUCAUUUGAACCAAAGAUAGAGAAGAGUGUAGAUGUUAAUGACAGGUGAAGAGAUGAGCUAGAAAUGAAUGAUGUUCAUGUUAACCAAAGAUAGAGAUGAGUGUACAUAUUACUAAGAGAUGAAGAGAUGAAUGGUGUCUGUGUUAAUCAAAGAUGAAGAGAUGAGUUUUCAUGUCAGCCAGAGAUAGAUAUGAGUGAUUCAUCAGCCAGAGAGAUGGAACGAAGAAACAAAUGAACAGUCUAUCUCCAGAUGCAUCAAAACAACACACUUUUAUGAAAACACAGCUCACGUAAGGAACAAGAAUCGUAUAGAGUCAGAAACAUAUUUUUGCUAAGGGUCAAAUGAGUGCAGAUGAAGCCAAAUGAAACUGGAAGGAAGUUAUGUGUUGACUGUAUAGCAUUCCACUGAAGCUUUGAGGGAGUGAGAGAGAGAGUGAGAGGAAGAAGUUUGAGUGUUUUGAAGCCCCUAUGCCAGUCAGGUGAAGCAGGUAUGAGUGUUUGGAGUCACUCUUAACUGUCUCGUGUUCCUUCCAUUUAUACAAUGAAGGUUCACGUUUUGAAUUAUUAUUAUUACCGUUAAGUGAUGUUGUUAUUCUUUAAGAGUACAAUUGACUAUUACGUUAUUUUAAUAAUGUACUGUUUUGUAUUGUUCAUGUUGCUUUUGACUUUUGUUUAAGUAUAGAUAUGGAUUGACUGAGAAAGAGAGUGAGUGAAUGAGAGAGAGAGAGAGAGAGAGAGAGAGAGAGAGAGAGAGAGAGAGAGAGAGAGAGAGAGAGAGAGAGAGAAUGUUUUUAAUUGUUUACACAUAACCAAAGAUUUUGUUGAUACCUAAUAUUUCUUUAUCUCUUGUUAUUCAUAUUCACAUUAUCUAUUUUUUUACAUAGCUUUUAACUCUUUCUUUAUUUCACUCCAGAGGUUAAGUCAGAAAUACUUGUUUUAAUGAGAACUGUCCUUUUAAAAUCUUAGUAAGUCUGGACGUUUUGUUUUUAAGUGUUUUUAAGAAGAAUUCACUCCGUCAAGGGCAAUAAGAGAGAGAGAGAGAGAGAGAGAGAGAGAGAGAGAGAGAGAGAGAGGAUAUGUGUUUGUAUGUACGUGCAUGUAUGUGUGUGAGUGUGUGCAUACAAUAUUCAACCAGACGUAUCCCUAAAGCCCUACUUCCCUACUUCCCUAGUCCCUUGGUUCCCUGUGCUCCCUGCUCCCUGUCCCCUAGCUCCCCCACCAGCAUGUAGGCAUUACCAGGCCAAUAGUCUCCACACACCACCUGCUUACUAACUGUUCCCAUGUGUAGCAAGAUAGAGAGGAAAUAUAUAUGUAUACUAGUUCACAUUUCAAUUCAUAGUCGUAUACCUGAGUUUUAGAAAGCGUUUAUUACAGAGGUUCAGUUUAAGAUGUGUUUUAUUUUACCACAGUUUUCAGUUACCAAACAUACGUAAUUUUACACAAGUAAUUGAAACGAACUCAUUUGAAUACCCCCAUUUAUGUUUUGAAUGUUUCACGUGACAUUCCUUAGCUCUGGUAUGCCUAAAUUUUAACAACAUGGAAAAGAAAAAACACCACACCACAUUUUCAAACUCACAAUAACACUAAUAACAAAAAUUACCUUGUUUGAAUUUCAAGCAUUUCAUUUCAUUUUGAGUGCUUCUUUUGACACCCGUUGGCUGUAGUGUUUGAUUUGAUAUCCCUUAGCUCCACACUGUUUGAUUUGACAUCCCUUAGCUUUUGAGUGCUUCAUUUGACACCUCUUAGCUGUAGUAUUUGAUUUGAUAUCCCUCAGCUCUACAGUGCUUGAUUUGACAUCCCUUAGCUUUUGGGUGCUUCAUUUGACAUCCCUUAGCUCCACAGUGUUUCAUUUGGCAUCCCUUAGCUCUAUAGUAUAACGGACAGCUCACAGAGAGGUAGGAGAGAGAGGUGAGCUGCCUCCGAGCCCAGCAGCCUUGUAGGAGCCCUCAAGAACAUCACCAACACCUCUAGUUGCUCAGCCAGUAGGUCUGUGUCUGUCUGUGUGUCUCUCUGAAUGUCCAUACCGUGUUCUCUGUGCUUGUGAUGGACCAAUGUUUGCUGUUCGAGGCUUUCGUGUUACACUGGAGAUGUUAAAAGUAGGUCAGCAGUGUCUAUUUUGUGUAGAGUAUGAGAGUGUAUGCUCAAGUUCAGAAGUCAUGUGGCUUUUUGCAUUUACCUCCUCCGUGCUUCACAUUCUCCCUUAGUCUUUAGUCGUCAAACAUUCUGGCAGUCUGGUAAUACCCAGUGAUUGUUUCUGAGCUAACCCAGAUUCAAGGGAAAGGGUGGAACACAGUAGAGGUGAUUGGGAGAAGCUACAUGACUUCUGGCUCUGACUGUACAUGUAUACCUUGUAUCUAUAUGGGACUUGGGCCUUUCCUACCAGGGGGUUCUAGUGUAAUGAGAGGCUAGGGACAUGUAUAUAUUGUACUCAGAAGUGUAUUUUGUCCCACAGAUCCAGUAGUAGGUCGUUCUGUGUUAAGAAAUCGAGUACCACGUCUAAUAUUAUUCAAUGUUAUGCUUAUUUAUUACACGAGAGGUAGUGAAUAUUACGUCACCGUUUCAUUGGUUGUACUAUAUCGAAAGGUUAUAUUGUUGCAUAGUUUACCGAUGAUCCUACGAUAGAGUUUAUUGCUACGUGUACUAUACUCUCCCGUGUCGUUGUGUUAAGGCUUUGGUUGAGGAAUGGGCUGAGCUUUCCUGGGUUUUCGGCAAAGUGACAGCCAGCGCUCGCCGUCUCUGUUCCCAUGGCAGCUGAUGGCAAUUGUGAGGCGUGUGGCAAACCAUCAGGCCUUCCAUCCUUUGCUUGCCUCAGUUCAGGCAAGGUAACACUGCAGAGAGGCACGUUGGGAGUGUCUAUUUAAACACUUAGAUACUUGAAUAUUUCCUUUGUUUUCAGGCAAGGUAACACUGUGCGAAGAGAUGUGUUAGGUGUAACAUAUGCUAUCUAUUUAAAGACUUAGAUACUUGAAUAUUUCCUUUGUUUUUUAGAUAAGGUACACUUUGCAAAGGUACGUGUGUGUGUAUAGGGUGUGACUUUUGCCAGAGGUAUUCAGCUUGCACACUUUAAUACUUGAAUAUUUUUGUUUUCAUGCAAAGAGAGAUAUCAGAUGUAACAUUUGGCAGGAGUGUUGAUCAUAUUGGACACUUAGAUAACUGAAUAUUUUGGUUUUUGUGCAAAGAGAGACGUUAGAUUUAACGUUUGCCAGGAGUGUUGAUCAGAUUAGACACCUCAAUACCUGAAUAUUUCUUUUUCUUUUGUUUUGAUGCAAGGUAACAGUGUGCAAAGAGGGAAGGCAGAUGUAACAUUUGUCAGGAGUGUUGGAAAAGCUUGAAAAGUUAAACAGUACUCAAAAACUUCUCUUGUUUCAAACUUAACACUGUGCAAAGGUCAUGGGUCAAAUAUGAUGUGAAUAAGAACAGGAGCAUUAAUUCACCUCCAGAAUUUGAAUAAUACAUGAACAUCUCUUUGGAUUUCAUUGGGCAGAGAGUGAAGAUGAUUCUCUGGAAUGUAGAGGUGUGUCUUAAGUUUACAACCAUUAGUGGACUGAGAGAAACUAGUGCUUGUCUUGAGAGAGAGAGAGAGAGAGAGAGAGAGAGAGAGAGAGAGAGAGAGAGAGAGAGAGAGAGAGAGAGAGAGAGAGAGAGAGAGAGAGAGAGAGAGAAGUUAACUAUUGUGGAUAAAUAAUGGUGCCUGACAUCAAACAAACCAUAUAUUUUUACUUACACAACAAAACCAAACCAGAGAGAGAGAGGGAGAGAGAGAGAGAGAGAGAGAGAGAGAGAAGGCAGAUUAACUAUCAGUGGGUAAUAUGAAGGUGCCUGACAUCAAACAAGCCAUAUAUUUUUACUUACACGACAAGACCAAGUUACAAUAUCCUGUGCAGUGAAGAGUGGCAGCCACACUGCUUCUUCAUAGGUUUAUUUUCAGAACCCUUUUUUUUCUGAGUGGUGAUGUUAAGAGUGAAGUGGUGAUAGUGGUGAUGUGAUGUCUGUCAUUAAUUCUGCCAUGUAAGGACAAGAAAUAUAUUAAGACUGUCACUGAUGCUCUUACUAUUUAUCUACAUGCCAGGCCAGCGAUCCCAAAUGGGGAAGCCAAGGAAAAAUAUUGCUUGCUCUUCAUAAAACAUAAUGGAAGCUGCAUGAAAUCAUCAGGUUUACAUGUGGCAGUCCUUGUAUGAAACCUGCCUGCCUAUUUCCACCUAUCAUCUUCAUCCACAAAUCUACCUAAUACAUAUUUCUGCCUUAUUUGAAUUGUGCAGUGGACUUGUGUAUAUCUGCCAAAACCUUUAUUUAGUUAAAAGGUACCAUGUUAUACAGAUAAUCAUGGUUUUUAGCAGGAAUAUUGUGAAAUUUCUGCACAUUUCCAAACAGGAAUACAAUGUUUUAGCACCUGUUUAGUCCCAUGAAUGCCAAAAGACAGGAGUUUUACUGCACAUAGAUCAGUCAGUCAGAGAGCAUCAAUCAAUGACAGUGUUACCAUGUCUCCGUAUCCUCACUUGCCUCAGCAACCCUCACACACUUGUUCAAACAGAGUACAGUAUAACAAUAAUCAUUUCCAAGAAUCAAGACUUGCCUGAAAUGCUUACAAAGUUGCCACAUUGAAUGACUUACUUUGCUUGGGUGUUACAAUGAAAGAAUUCCAACUGAUUGAGCUGAAGUACACUCAGUCAUCAGUGUCUAUUCUUGUUCCACACUCAGUCAUUGCCACUCAGACUCAGAAAUAGACAGACACACCACAAAGGGAGUCACUGUAUCCACAUCUACUCCCUAAUACACUUAGUUAUCUGUGUCUCCCCUUCAUUAAGAGAAAUUUCCUCCACACUCAAGAUUAAUCAUUGCCACUCAGACUUACAGACACACCACAAGGGGAGCAACUGUAUCCUCACUCACUUCCCUUCAAUAAUAUACUCAGUGAUGUGUGUCUGUCCUUCCUUAAUUUUUUAUGUUUAAUUCCUUCAUACUCAAGGUUAACUGUUGCUACUCAGACUCAGAGACACCAUAAGGGGAGUGACUAUACCCUAAUUUACUUCCAUUCACAAAUACAUUCAGGUUAUCCAUUAUUAUGUCACCAUCUGUACUGCGUUGUGUUUUAUCUGGUAAAGUGCAUUUAUUUAUCUUUAUUUACUUCCCUUUACUAAUAUGUCAUUCUCAGUUUAUUCAUUGCUCUGUUACCAUCCACACUGUGUUGUUCAUGACUAAUGGAUGGAGUAGAAAUUGUAUUAGUUCUCUUCCUGUCACUAAUAUAUCAUUCUCAGAUUAUCCUUCAUUCUGUUACCAUCUGUACUGUGUUAAAUUUGAUCUGAUAAAGCAUAUUUCUAAGUCCACAACCAACAGAUGAAGUGUAUUUAUGUAUAUCUUCAUUCACUAAUCAUUAUGAAAGCAUUGUGUUGAACUUCAUUAUAAUCAAUGUGAAAAACAAGUAUAAUAAGGAUGUGCCUGUUAUAAUACACCACUUAUCUAUCUGUAUACCAGGCUGGCAAUCCCACACGGGGCGGCCCAGACAAGACACCACAUGCACACACUCACACACACACACACACACGCACACGCACACACAUUACUCACACUCUCAGCCCUGUUGGCCCCUAGUGGAAAGGGACAGUCUUGUAGACCACCCUACUACACAAUAAGCUUAAAUUUAUAUGAAGAACAAGUAUUGACUAAUUUCUCAGGAUAAUGUAAAGGAGAAUAUGUUACAAAAACCAGCAAUAAUGAUUUGUAAUAGCUACGCACCUGCUGCCAAACUGAGAUUAAUGUAGCUAAGGUUAUAUUGUAUCCAUUCUUCCCUCACUUUGUCAUCUGUUUAUCUACUGUAAGGAAAUUUAUUUGUUAUUUGGGAGAACCAUGUAUUUCUCUUGCUCAAUAUGGUAAUGGAUAAAAUAAUUCACCAAUGUCUAAAUUUCAUGAUUAUUUAUAUACCAGGUCAACGUUUUCAGUCUGUGGUAAUCUAUCUAACAGCUCAAAUUUGUUAUGGUACAGUAAUUAAUAUCUAUACAUCAGGGACAAACACUUCAGAAUCUUACAUCCAAUACUUCAAGAGGCUCCAGUGAAAUGUAUCAUGUUUUUCAAGAGUGUUUUCAUGAUUCCAAUAGUAGUUGCUAUAUGUUUUCAUGAUUCCAAUAGUAGAUGCUAAAUGGGAAUCUCUGUCUAUACAUCAGGAACCACAAACACUUUAGAAUCUUAUCUCAAAUACUUCAACAGGCUCCAGUGGAAUCUAUCAUGGUCCUUAAGAGUAUUUUCAUUAUUCCAGUAGUAGUUUAAUGAAUAUUCUACAUCAUUAGUGGGAAACACACUCAUGAGAACCUGACUAAUGAUCUCUGUGGCCUUUGAAAACUGUCCUGGUAAGAGGCUGAAGUGUUUGACAAAGGGAUCCUGGCUUGGUGUAUAGAUAUCUGUAAUACUGACUCUAAUAUUGCUCAGAAUAAUCAGGCGUAUAAGACGAACAUGAAUUUACCAUUUCCUACACAGCAUAGAAGCACAGUAUUUGUACCCAUGUCAAGUAUCCAGUGUUUUCUGCCAUGCCAUGCUUCCCACGUCAGUGUUUCUUGGGCUACACAUGGAACCUUUCUUAACCACCUCACUGUUUGAUCAUCUGUGCCUAACAUUGAAGGUUCAGUAAAUUAGUUUGCAUGGAGACACAGAAAAGAAGAAAAGGGAUUAUUUUUGUCAUUUCUAUACUACAUAACAUCUUUUCUUAAUAUUGAGGGCUCUGUAAGAAAGAUGGGGGCACCAAAAAAAAGAAGAAAAUGGGUUUUUGUCUUUUUUAUAUUACAGAACUAUUUAAGAGGCUGUAGCUUAAAAGGUUGUACUAAGUGAUUAUUGGGAAAAGUUUGAAUGGGUUACUUACUUGUUGGAGAGAUAAUAAGAAAAAGCAAACUAAUUAAAAGAAAAGUCAUGUGAAUAAUUUCAAGGAUUUCAAUUAAUGCUUGAUUUGAACUACCUCACUCCCAUUACAAAGAAAAAAAAACUCAUGAAUUUUUAGGAACAUAAUAAAAUGAGGGAAGCCGCAGGAAGCCAUCAGGCCUACGUGUGGCAGUCCCCUGUAUGAGACAUGCCUGACCACUUCCACCUAUCAUUCUCAUCCAUAAAUUUGUCUAAUCUUUUAAAACUCCCUAAUGACUCAGCAUUAACAACCUGAUUACUGAGUCUAUUCCAUUCAUCUCCCACUCUGAGAACCAAUUCCUUCCUAUUGCUUUUUUAAAUCAAACAUUUUUCUGGUGAGUGUGGCCACCUUGAGUCCCGAGUGGGUGUCCUCCUCCGCUGACCUGCACUGACAUCAAUGAAACACAUCAAGUUUUGUGAAAGUAAUAAGUAAGAUACAAGAUCACCAUAAUAAUAAUAAUAAUGUACUACUAUUCUCUCAUAUUUAUAACAUAGAAGGUAUAAACUAUAUUAUGAACAUAUUCUCUUAUAUUUUAUAACAAUUCAGUCUCACUACCGUAUUAUAGCGAUGGGUAUACAUACAUACGUACAUACACAUAUGAGCGAGUGUGUGUAUAUGUGUAUGGCUUCUUGCGUUCAUACUUAUACAGGACAAUACAUAGUUAAGCAAUACCACUUACUGGUUCUGGCUUGAAAUACUUUUAGUCUAGAAGUUCAUGCUCUUAUAAACACAGUGACUUGCUUUGUAUUGUGUAUUUGAGUCAUAUUGCAUCCUGUCUCUUUACCUCCUUGGCUUCCUCACUUUCUAGCCUUCCCCAUCUCUUACUUGUCCUAUAGAGCCCAUUAGCAGGAAGACAUGCUUUAAUAUUGUGUAUUUGAUUGAUAUUGUCUGCUGUCUUUUCACCUCACUGGCUUCCUCACUUUGUACUCGGAAUUCAUUGUAACUUACUUGUCCUAGAAACCCAUUAGUAGGAAGUGAUUGAUAUUGCCUCUUGUCUCCUGUCUCUUCACCUUUCUUUUUCUCAUUUUCUACCCUUCACCUUCUCUUACUUUCCCUCAUGCCCUGAUGGACUUCUAUACCCAAUCCCCAAUGCCUUUCCAAACCUCAAAACUACCCUCUUUUUUUAUCACUCUUCUUAUAUUAGUAUUUCCAAAGUUUUCACCUUGCCUCAUGGCCAAAUUUCUUUCUAUGCUUCAGAAUCCCACCUUUCCUAUUUUACUGCUCUUCUCAUAUUAAGAUAUCCAAUAUUUUUUCAUCUAAUCUCAUGGUUCUGAUUUUUAAUAUUCAGUUUCUUCCCAUACAGGACUUUUAAUCUUCCACAAACCCCAAACAUGUCUCUGUUUAAUAUCUAAAUUUAAUAUCUUCCUGUCCUUAGUGCUGUCUCUCUUCUUACACUUGUCACUCUCACUCUAGAUGUUGCCAAACUUGGUUAAUUUUUGGUUCAUUAGUUAUUACAGUACCAGUUAUUAUAUGGAUGAAAUUAUUAAAAGCAGCAUUUGAAUUAUGAUCUUUUAACUCUUGAAUUGCCCGGUCUUUUAUAUGUAUGACAUUUUGAGUGCCAGAUUAAUACAGAAAUAAUAACUAAUUCAUUUUUUUUUUUUUACAGAAUCAGUAAAUAAUAAUGAUUUUGUGUGUGUGACAUUUUGAGUGCCAGAUUAAUACAGAAAUAAUAAGGGCUGAUUUUUUUAACCAAAUACAGAACUAAUACUGAUUCAAGUUAUUUUGUGAAGUUACAGUACCACUUAUUAAUCAAAACUGGAAAUCCAUGUGAUGAAUACUCGUAUAUACAUGGGCCAGGAUGGGACUGUUUGCAAGGUAUAUAUAACAGGUUACUGUGCACUUGCAUUAACUUGGCAAAUAGCUCUUCUUGAACCCUUCCUUAACCUGUCCCUUUUCAUGACACCCAUAGCAGAUAAAUAUUAUUGCUUGCCUAUAUUCCCUAUCCUUCAAUUCUGGAUCAAUUUUUUGGCCUUUUCCAUAGGGAUUGGCAUCUCAGUGGUCCCUUUUUUUUUCUCCAUUUUGCUGCCCAGGCCAGUGCUCCUCUUACGUAAAACAGUUCUUAAGAUAGAUUGCACUGGGGUGAAUAUCAAUUGCCUCUUUUCUUAAGCUAGUAUUUUUACUGGCUAUGAUAAUUAUCCCUCCUUUCUCCACAUUCCCUGAGUGAGAUAUAAGAACGGAGAAGAAAAGUUAAAGAUGAAUGAAGACUGCUGAGUUUAAUAAGGUCUGAAAUUAAUGUUCUCAGUAUUUUGUCCCAUUAACUGUUGUCUUGUUUCAUAAUCUUCCUCCUCCUUCCUCCACAUCCUCUGAGUGAAAUAUAGAAUGGAAAAGAAGAAAGUUAAGGGUGUAUUAAGGUAGCUAUUGCAUUGUUAUGAUCUGAAUCAUCCUAGUAACUUGUCCCACUAAGUCAUCUUGUGUAGGAGUCAGCUGCUACCCCAUGGAGCCCCAUCAUAAUAUUCCUCCCUCUUAGGUGCAAGGAGGAGUUGUCUGCCAAGUUAAUGUGAAUACUCUUUACCACAUAAAAUUGCCUUAUACUUAAACAUAUCAUUGUCUUACUGUAGAUAGGUACACACGUCCCUCACACACUUUGCUGCUAAUAGUCAGGACUCGGUGGAUGUGUGGAGUGUGUGGGAUAAGGGGAAAGGCUUCAUUCUCGUGGGUGUUGGUGUGGGAAGAGAAUUUGUGUCAUGGAAGAUAAUGAUGAGGAUAAAUGUUGCACUGAAGAAGGAAAAGGUUAAGUCUUAAUGGUUGUUGGAUCAAUAAGGAGAUUUCUUUGUUAAGCAAAAAUGUGAUGGGGAAAGUAAAGGGUUUGAUCUUUAUAGAUAUUGGAUUGAUAAUAGAAUUUGCAUUAUGAAAGAACAUAAAAGGUUUGAUUCUUGUGUUCAAUGGACUGAAAAGAGGAUUUUUUUGUGGUAGAAGAAUGUAAUGAAGGAAACAAGGGAUUUAAUCUUCAAGAACAUUAAAUUAAAGAGAGAACUUGCUACAAAAAAUCAUAAUUUGUGAAAGAGAGGAAUAGGAGACAAAAGUUUGAUUCUUGCAUUUAUUGGAAUGAGAAAGAGAAUUUUUGUAGUGGAAAAAUGUGAUAGAGAAAGUAAACGGUUUAAUCUUCAAGGACAUUAUAUUAAAGAGAGAAUUUCUGUUACAAGAGAACAUAAUGUGUCUGUGAUAGCGAGGAUGAGAGAGAGAGAAAGGUUUGAUUCUUGCGUUUAUUGAAGGAAGUAAAGGGUUUAAUCUUCAAGGAUAUUAGAUUAAUGAGAUAAUUUCUGUCCUGUGAUAGAGAAGCAGAGGAGAGUCUUAAGUAUGGCUGAUUGAUGGUAAAGUCAUCACUGCAAGUUAGUAAGACAGUGAAAAUUAAGUUUAUUUCUUUAUGCAGUGAACAACGAAGCAUGAAAUUUGAAUACUUUGAGGAUCUGAGGAAAACUGCCUAAUUAUUUCGUUUUACAAAAUGAUCGAAUUCCAUUAUUUUCAUUAUUUUUAUUUAUUUAUUUAUUCUUUUAAUCAGUCCGUAUUUUUUCACAUGUUCAUUCAAGUCACGCCGAGCUUGAUAAACCAAAUAACUCAUUAGUAGAAGCUGGAAGGUGCAGUAGUAGUGAACACAGUCACCAGCCGUCACCAGUUUGUAGGUCACCACGCUGCCCUCACCAGCCACCGCCGCGUGAAGAGCAAACACCUCACGAAACCAUCAACCCCAAGCCAACCUGUCAUUAUAGGCUCAACAAUGGCCCGUAUCCUGAAGCGCUUCGCACUCUCGGUCACCACGACUAUUUUCAAAGGCCAGAGGUGAUUAGCCGGGUUCUCAAUGUAGAAAUUUUGUUAUUCUGUCACUAGAGCCAUAAAAAACACCCUUAAAAACCCGUGCACCUUCAACUAAAGCCUUUGGAAAGUAUUAGAGGUGCUGCUAGGAAACGUUUCAGAAUACGGACCAUUAAUAUCACGUCCUCACAGCUGCUCAUGUAUGUGGCGCUCAUGAUAAUCUCGCACUGCAUCCCCGUAGUCAUCUGUAACCAUAGUCAUCAGUGUUAACACCCCUUAUGUUCCGUAUCUUGCGUUCCUCGACUUCACAGCGAGACCAACCGACACCGCCCGCCGCUCCCACUAUAACUAUAUAACCCACACUCCCUCUUGUUUAAGGUCGCUGGAAAUACUUACACUCGUCCUCCAUACAUACACACGCAUACAGGGGCCAAGACAUCCCCCCCCCCCAGUCACUUACCAUCUCCAUACUACAAGAACACAUCCAGUAAGCUCAUAAAUAACCUAAUUCAAGCAAGCAUUCGAGUCUUCUUCGACCACAUAAACUACUCGCAAGAACUGCAUUCUUAAACGUUACGGCGUCUUAUCUUCUAACAAGUUCUAGUGGAAGUUACUGGGAUUUUCAAGGGUGUUUUCGUGAUUCUAGUGAUCGUUUCUUAAGGAUUCUGCGUCGUCAGCAUGUUCACGUGGAAGUUACUGGAGUUUUCAACGGCAUUUUGUGACUUUUGUGAUCAGGUAAAAAAAAAAAAAAAAAAAAUCAACAGGCUUUAAUGGAUAUUACUACGGUUUUCAAGGGUUUCUCAUGAUUACAGUGAUAGUUUGACAAUAAUUCUACAUCAUAAAAGAAAAAAACACUUAUGGGAACCAGGCUAAUCAUCUUUGUGAGACUUCGUAACGUUUCAGCUGAGUUUUAGAGAUGCUUCCUUGACACACCCACACUUGACCUGACCAAACCAGAACCAGCUGACGCAUUCCUAGAUCACCUCCAGAAUGCCUUCACACCAUCCAGGGCACCACGCCCCUUACAAACUAUUCAGGCCAUUCCAGAUCGAGAUGUGUGUAUACUUGCAUGAGUGUUCGAACCGCCGACAUACAUACAAAUAUACAUAUAUGCCGAUGUUAUUCAAUGUAGAGGAUAAUUAUACCAUCUUUCUGUC
Scylla paramamosain (green mud crab) is the source of this 16833-nucleotide messenger RNA. RefSeq names its product oxysterol-binding protein-related protein 1-like. Bases 1041 to 4616 code for a protein of 1191 amino acids. Gene Ontology annotation, cellular component: perinuclear endoplasmic reticulum; intracellular membrane-bounded organelle; cytosol. The transcript is spliced from 27 exons. The record is from RefSeq and is a predicted model, not a curated record. NCBI's taxonomy places the organism in Eukaryota, Metazoa, Arthropoda, Malacostraca, Decapoda, Portunidae. Gene Ontology annotation, molecular function: protein binding; sterol binding.